UUCAUUUUCAUUCCAAGAUUUAUCAACAAGAAAUGCGCUUGUGUUUCCAUUCUAUCAGUGAACGAUUGCUGAACGUUUUCAAUUAAACGAGUAUACCUCCGAGUGUCUGGAACAGUAUGAGAAACACAUUCACAUGAAACAGAAAAAUAAAUUAAAUUAAAAGUUCAAUUUUAAACGAAAGAACUUCGUUUUAAAAUAAAUAAAUAAAUAAGAAACCGCAGUGCAUCUCGUAGAGCGGUCGGUGUGUGCAUAAGAAACAAUAAAUAAUUGUCCACAAAUGCUAAUCCAGCUGUGAAUUAAUUGGAAUCAACGAAUUAAGAAUUUGAUUCAAUGCGAAAAGUUUAGUGAUUCGUCAUUAACAACAAAUCGGUUGUUCAUGCCAUAAAGAGUUCAUGCCAACUCUGCCGUAAAAGUGACCAAAUGCUAUGCAAAGCAUCUCGACAAAGGAACUGAUUUCGAAUUAAAAGUUAAUUUAAGAAACAAAGGAGAAAAUUCCGUAAAAAUAAUGAGUGCACCUGCUUCACAUCAAACACAAGGACCACCAGUUCCGCCAGCCAAACCCGUACUGUCAUCGCCCGGCGCGUAUAUGGCAAAUUUUACAUCGUCAGCCACAACACCAACGGCUGGUAUUCACGGAGUGAAUAAAGUCCACGAGAAGCCGGCUAUUGCUGCACGACCCAUUCCACCGCCAACAUUGCCAAAGUAUUCAUCUAGUUUUAGUAAGGUCGACCGAGAUCGCAACGAAUUCGCUGGCAAAAUUGAUAGAGCUGAACGGGAGAAGGAUGGAAUCGGCGGUUCGUAUCGUUUGGCUAGCUUAGAUCGGCUGGCAACGAGACAACGCAUUCUGGAACAGAACGGCGGAUUAGGUACAUUGCCUGAUAAAAACGGUACGAAUGGUACUGAGACAAAUGGUAGCAUCACACAUUCGUUACAAGCUAAAAGGGAAAUGUUCUUCAAAUCGGACUCCCAACAGAGUCCAUCCGGACCACCACCGAAUCCUCCAUCGGUUAAUAAUCAUGUGAGUGCGUCCAAUACACAAAACAAUACUCCGAUCAGUACACCAACGUCAAGUGAAAAAAAUUCAAUAGGCAACAACCACACCAACAAUUCCAAUUCCACCGCAAUGAACAAUCUCACCAACAAUUUGAACAACAUCAAUCUGAAGAAAGACAAAGAUAGUCACGAGAACAACCAUCACGAUUCGAAUAAAAUUGCUCACGAACGACAGGACAAAGAGAAGCAACAGGCCAUCGUGCGACCGAAAGUGAAAGAAAUCGAUGGCUACGUCGGUUUCGCCAGUCUACCCGAUCAGGUGUAUCGGAAGGCGGUCAAAAAAGGUUUCGAAUUCACAUUGAUGGUGGUCGGUGAGAGUGGUUUGGGCAAGUCGACCCUAAUCAACUCAAUGUUCCUAUCGGACAUUUACAAUCAGGAACAGUAUCCGGGUCCGUCGCAUAGAAUUAAGAAAACUGUGGCUGUUGAAACGACAAAAGUUUUACUCAAAGAAAAUGGCGUCAAUUUAACGCUGACCGUGGUUGAUACGCCUGGUUUCGGCGAUGCUGUAGAUAAUAGCAACUGUUGGGUGCCAGUCAUCGAAUUUGUUGAAUCCAAAUACGAAGAAUAUUUAACGGCCGAGUCUCGAGUCCAUCGCAAGGCCAUAACCGAUAAUCGUGUCCACACCUGUCUGUAUUUCAUUGCACCGUCCGGACACGGGCUAAAAACAUUGGACGUCGAAUUUAUGCAGAGACUUUGCGACAAAGUCAACAUUAUUCCAGUCAUAGCCAAAGCUGACACCAUGACACCAGAAGAAGUGCAACUGUUCAAGAAACAAAUCUUAAACGAAAUUGCUCAACACAAAAUCAACAUUUACGAUUUCCCCGAACCGUUGGAGGACGAAGAAGAAGCCAAAGUUUUGCGACAGCUGAGAAGUCGAGUGCCAUUCGCAAUUGUCGGUGCAAAUUCCGUUAUUGAAGUGGACGGCCGUCGAGUACGCGGACGUAAAUAUCCGUGGGGAGUGGCUGAAGUUGAAAACUUGGAACAUUGUGAUUUCAUUGCACUCAGAAACAUUGUGAUUCGAACUCAUUUACAAGACUUAAAGGAUGUCACAAAUAACGUUCACUACGAGAACUACAGAUGCCGAAAAUUGGCCGGAUUGGGCGUUGAUGGAAAACAGUCACGGCUAAGCAAUAAUUUAUGCAAUCAAGGCGUCAUGAACUCAUUUAUGACCGUUUGGUAAGUCGAAGAACAUUUUGUCAUUU
Molecule: messenger RNA, 2255 nt
Organism: Bradysia coprophila
Lineage: Eukaryota; Metazoa; Arthropoda; Insecta; Diptera; Sciaridae
Product: septin-7-like
Molecular function (GO): GTP binding
Source: RefSeq, a predicted model, not a curated record